UAUAAUCGCCGCUCUCCGCCGCGCCGCUCAGUGCCGGCACUGGGUGGGACCCCACGCGUGACGCCGCGCUCCGCCGUGGGAUCCCCGCUCUCCUCCGCCGCGACCCCCGCGUCCCGUCUCCGCCGCCCGGUGACCCGGGGUCCCCCCUCGUUGCCGCUCCGACCCGCCCCGUUCUCCCGCUGCUCCCGGUUGUUCUUCACCCCCCGCUGACCCCCGACGUCUCCUCCGCCCGCUCCCCCCCGGAACCUCGGAGCCCCGCGGCCCCGUUCGUGCCACCCGCCGACGGAGCCGCCAUGGCCACCCCGGCCCAAAGGAGAAGCGGCCGCAGCGGCGGCGCCCAGGGGACCCCCCUGUCCCCCACCCGCAUCACUCGGCUGCAGGAGAAGGAGGAUCUGCAGAACCUCAACGACCGCCUGGCCGCCUACCUGGACAAGGUGCGCGCCCUGGAGCUGGAGAACGCGGGGCUGCGGCUCCGCAUCACCGAGUCCGAGGAGGUGGUGAGCCGGGAGGUGUCGGGCAUCAAGGCCGCCUACGAGGCCGAGCUGGCGGACGCCAGGAAGACGCUGGACUCGGUGGCGAAGGAGCGAGCGAGGCUGCAGCUGGAGCUGAGCAAAGUGCGGGAGGAGCACAAGGAGCUGAAGGCCAGGAACGCCAAGAAAGAGGCGGAUCUGCUGGCGGCGCAGACGCGGCUCAAGGACCUGGAGGCGCUGCUCAACUCCAAGGAGGCCGCGCUCAGCACCGCGCUGGGCGAGAAGAGGAACAUGGAGAACGAAGUGCGGGAGCUGCGCGGUCACGUGGCCAAGCUGGAGGCGGCGCUGGGGGAGGCGAAGAAGCAGCUGCAGGACGAGAUGCUGCGCAGGGUGGACGCCGAGAACCGGCUGCAGACGCUGAAGGAGGAGCUGGAGUUCCAGAAGAACAUCUACAGCGAGGUCAGGGCUCCAACCAAACGCCGCCACGAGACGCGUCUGGUUGAGAUCGACAACGGGCGGCAGCAGGAAUUCGAGAGCAAAUUGGCCGAAGCGCUGCAGGACCUGAGGAGGCAGCACGAGAACCAGAUCCAGCAAUACAGGGAGGAGCUGGAGAAGACUUAUGGGGCCAAACUGGAGAACGCCAAGCAGUCGGCGGAGCGGAACAGCAACAUGGCGGGCGCUGCCCACGAGGAGCUGCACCAGACACGGAUCCGCCUCGACAGCCUGAGCACGGAGCUCAGCCAGCUGCAGAAACAGUUGGCCGCCAAGGAGGCGAAGCUGCGGGAGCUGGAGGAGGCGCGCCGGGAGCGGGAGGGGGGACGGCGGCUGCUGGCGGACAAGGAGCGAGAGAUGGCGGAGAUGAGGGCGCGGAUGCAGGCAGCAGCUGACGAGUAUCAGGAGCUGCUGGACAUUAAACUGGCCCUGGACAUGGAGAUCAACGCGUACCGCAAACUGCUGAGGGCGAGGAGGAGCGGCUCCGUCUGGUCCCCCUCAGUCCCGUCCUCCCAACGCGGCGCCGCUCGCGGUUCUGGCUGCACCAUCCGGGUGCAGGGUUCGGCCAAGAAGCGGCGCCUUGGAGGAACGGGGAGACGGACUGCGACGGAGCGCGAGGGUCGAACCAGCUUGUCCCACCAACGCGAGAACCAGCGGGCAAGAGUGGGAGUGGAGGAGGUGGUUGGAAGACGGGAGGUUCGGUUGCGGACCUCGUCCUGUGGCAGCUGGCAAGGUGAAGCCGUCAGAACGGUGGACGACCUUCCUUCCCUCACUUAUCGCUUCCCCCCGAAGUUCACGCUGAAGGCGGGUCAGGCCGUCACGAUCUGGGCCUCGGGGGCCGGCGCGACCCACAGCCCCCCCAGCGACGUGGUGUGGAAAGCUCAGAGCACGUGGGGCACCGGGGACAGCCUGCGCACAGCCCUCAUCAACUCCAAUGGAGAGGAGGUGGCCAUGCGCAAGUUGGUUCGCACCGUCAUCAUCAACGACGACGAGGAUGAGGAGGACGAUGAAGUCAGCGUCCAUCACCGCCACCACCACUCCGGCUGCAGCGGCUCCGCGGACCCGGCCGAGUACAACCUCCGUUCGCGCACGGUUCUGUGCGGGAGCUGCGGGCAGCCGGCGGAUAAAGGCGCCGCCGUGUCGUCGUCAUCGUCCAGCUCCACCGUGACCGUGAGCCGCGGGUACCGCAGCUCCGGGGGGGGGCUGGGCGAGGGGCUGCUCGGCCGCUCCUACGUCAUGGGGGGAGCCGGCCGGGGGGGGGAGAUCCAAAAGCCCACACCAUAUUAUGGCGACCCUGCCCCACACUCUCGGCAAGCCGCAGCCGCUCGAAUGUAG
Molecule: messenger RNA, 2297 nt
Organism: Coturnix japonica (Japanese quail)
Lineage: Eukaryota; Metazoa; Chordata; Aves; Galliformes; Phasianidae
Source: RefSeq, a predicted model, not a curated record